This is a messenger RNA of Microthlaspi erraticum, 1062 nucleotides long. Lineage: Eukaryota; Viridiplantae; Streptophyta; Magnoliopsida; Brassicales; Brassicaceae. The record is from the annotation of a GenBank genome assembly.
AUGGAAGAACACAACCUGUCCUUGUACGCUAUGAUCCUAUCGAGCUCCUCUGUUCUUCCAAUGGUUCUGAAGUUAGCCAUUGAUCUUGGCCUCUUCGACAUCUUAGCCGAAUCUGGUCCUUCUUCUUCCCUCUCCGCCUCUCAGAUCGUCUCUCUCUUGUCUACUCAAACACAACAACAACAUGAUUCAAGCUUGGUCAAUCGGAUUCUUCGAUGUCUUACGAGCUAUUCCAUAGUCACAUGCUCUGUUUCCUCUGAACAGGGUGUGGUAUAUGGCUUAGCUCCUGUUGCCAAGUACUUCACCAAGAACCAAGAUGGUGGUGGCUCGUUGGCUCCUUUGGUUAAUUUGUUUCAGGACAAGGUCGUGACUGAUAUCUGGUACAACCUUAAAGAUUGUGUUCUUGAAGUAGGAAUUCCAUUCAACAAGACUCAUGGUUUGAGUGCGGUCGAGUUGGUGGGAAGAGAUUCAAGAUUCGGAGAAGUGUUCCAGAGCGCCAUGAGAGGUUUCAAUGAAGUUUUCAUGGAAGAAGUUGUUAGUAAGUACAAGGGUUUUGAUGGUGUUAAGUCUUUAGUGGAUGUUGGUGGUGGAGAUGGUUCUAUUCUCAGUAAAAUCAUCUCCAAGCAUCCUCACAUCACCAAAGCUGUUAACUUUGAUUUGCCCUCUGUUAUCAUCAACGUUUCAUCAGCUUCUCCAGGCAUUGAGAAUGUUUCUGGAGACAUGUUUAUAAGCAUUCCUAAAGGAGACGCCAUUUUCAUGAAGUGGAUUCUCCAUGGCUGGGACGAUGAGCAUUGUGUGAAGAUACUCAGAAACUGUUAUCAGUCGAUACCGGAAAAUGGUAAGGUGAUUGUGAUCGAUAUGGUAAUACCAGAUUUACCGGAAGAUACUCUACUAGACAGAAGCUUGUUACAGUUUGAGUUGUUGAUGAUGAACAUGAACCCAUCAGGGAGAGAAAGAACGAAAAGAGAAUUCGAGAUCUUAGCUCGUCUCGCCGGAUUUUCUAGUGUCCAAGUUACGUUUACAUCUCUCUGUUUCUCAGUUGUAGAGUUCCACAAGAGCGUUUGA